AUGUUAUCUCUCAUCGUGAAUGGUGAAUUAAAAACAUCUGGGUUUUACACGGGGAAAGGAAAAGGUAAAGCAAUAGAUCUUUCUGAAGAAGAAAAACCUGAAUCACCACCUAAGUCUGAGACCGAUUCAGAGUAUGAGGAAGAUACUAGGAAAGCUAUUGCACUCUCAUUACAAGAAAAAAAAGGAGAGUCUUCUAAACGUAGCUGGAGUAAGGAAGAUUCUCCUGUAGGAUUUGAUAUGGAUAAAUUAGCUAUUUAUAUCCAAGAUUGA
Messenger RNA from Alternaria burnsii, 270 nucleotides. RefSeq lists its product as uncharacterized. The coding region runs from base 1 to 270 and encodes 89 amino acids. The transcript has a single exon. Lineage: Eukaryota; Fungi; Ascomycota; Dothideomycetes; Pleosporales; Pleosporaceae. The record is from RefSeq and is a predicted model, not a curated record.